AUGCAGCGCUUCCUGCCCUUUGCGGCCUCGACGACUCCCACGCAGGCCGCCACGUACCUGCUGGGCAUCUCGCUCUUCUCCAUCUCGUUCCUCGUCUUCCUCAACAGCUCCGUCUCCUUCGUCAUCACCGACCUGAUCGGCCAGAAGAACGGCGUGGGCGACGUCGUCGGCACGCUGGGCUUUGCCGACGAGAUCGUCGCCUUGGUGGCGUGUCCGGCCUGGGGCCUCGUGUCGGACCGUCUGGGCGUGCGGUGGGUGGCCGUGAUUGGAUAUGCGAUUGUUGCCGUGGCGCUGGCGGUGUUUGUGCAGGCGAGGAACGUGUAUCCGCAGCUAUUGCUGGCGCGGGUCUUGUUUGCGGUGGGCGCAUCGGCUACGGCUACCAUGGUCACCGCCAUCCUUCCUUCGCUGACAAACGAGGACGAGGACAUUCGCAACGCCGCCCUUGAGCGAGCCAAGGCCGCUCGCGCUCGCCGUCGCAGUCGAAGCUCCUUUGCGCGCCUGAGCGCCGCCUUUUCCGUCGAUUCUGAAGUCACCAUUACGCCAGAGGCCUAUUCGCGAUCGCUGCCCACUGACGAGGGGGCACCGUCCUCGGAUGCGCAAGCCCGAUCGGGAAAAUCGUCUGUGCUGGCGGGCUACGUCGGUCUUUUCACGGGCUGCGGCGCGCUGCUGGCGCUGUCGUGCUUUUUGCCCCUGCCGGCCAGGUUUGGAGAGAUUGACGAGGUGACUCCCGGAGAGGCAGUGACUUAUAGCUUCUAUGUUGUCGGUGCUAUUGCUCUGCUCGUUGGCAUCUUUGUCUUCUUUGGGCUGCGCAAUCUCCAAGGAGAGGAAGGCAAGGGUUGGCGACUACUGCUCGGGCUCAAGAGCCAGGAUGAAUCUGUUGUGGCUGGCUACCCUGGCAGAUCUCAAAACAAGGUUAUCCCGUACCUCCACCUCUUGAAGGACUCAGUGCUCCUUGGCUUCACCGACUCCCGGAUCGCGCUGGGUUACCUCGGUGGCUUCGUCGCCAGAGCUUCCACUGUUGCCAUCUCGCUCUUUGUCCCGCUCUACAUCAACACCUUCUUUAUUGGCAACGGAUUCUGCCAGGGCUCACCUAACGAUCCUUCACCUGAGCUGAAGAAGGAAUGCCGCCAGGCGUAUGUCCUCUCCUCCAUCUUGACUGGCGUGGCGCAGCUCAUGGGCUUGAUCUGUGCUCCUCUUUUCGGCUACCUGUCUCGCCACCCAGGUAGAGUCAACUACCCCGUUGUCGUGGCCACCGUCAUGGGCAUUGUGGGCUACAUCAUCUUCCCGCAGCUUUCAAGCCCCGAGAUCAAGGACGUUGAUGGCCGAGGUGGCACCCCCUACAUCUUUGUCAUUGUAACCCUCAUUGGCAUCAGCCAAAUCGGAUCCAUUGUUUGCAGUCUGGGCUCCCUCGGCAAGGGCGUCCUCGCCGUCGAAAUUCCGCGCGCUGCUCGCCGUCAUGCCAUUGCCCCCGAUGCGGACGAAUCCACCGAGACGGAGCCCCUGAUCCGCAUUGUCACGGAGGAAGAGUUUGUAUCGCGACUGCGCCUCAAGGGCUCCAUUGCGGGCGUGUACUCGCUUUGCGGCGGUGCAGCUAUCCUGAUUCUUACCAAGCUGGGUGGCUACUUGUUCGAUACAGUAUCUAGCGGCACUCCCUUUUACAUGAUGGCUGGGUUUAAUGGUGUUUUGCUCAUUGCUACGCUGCUGGUUGAUGCGUCGGCAACGUUUUCGAGGAAUAAUUAG
Trichoderma atroviride IMI 206040 is the source of this 1740-nucleotide messenger RNA. RefSeq lists its product as uncharacterized. Gene Ontology annotation, molecular function: transmembrane transporter activity. The record is from RefSeq and is a predicted model, not a curated record. Gene Ontology annotation, biological process: transmembrane transport. NCBI's taxonomy places the organism in Eukaryota, Fungi, Ascomycota, Sordariomycetes, Hypocreales, Hypocreaceae.